Messenger RNA from Populus euphratica (Euphrates poplar), 1956 nucleotides. RefSeq names its product protochlorophyllide-dependent translocon component 52, chloroplastic-like. The transcript has 6 exons. The record is from RefSeq and is a predicted model, not a curated record. Gene Ontology annotation, cellular component: cytoplasm. Gene Ontology annotation, molecular function: 2 iron, 2 sulfur cluster binding; chlorophyllide a oxygenase activity. Lineage: Eukaryota; Viridiplantae; Streptophyta; Magnoliopsida; Malpighiales; Salicaceae.
AGUGAGUUCCCUUUAAAUACUUGCACCUCUGAACACCCUGCUCUUUACGUUCUCUUGCUUGAGCUCUAAAAGAAGCAGCCAUGAAAGUUGCAGUAAAAUCCUCUCUUACAUCAAUUCACGCCCCAAUUUCAGUACGCGAAGCCCAUUUCACCAAACCGAAGUUGUUGAGUUUUCAGUUUCAUCCAAGACCCAAUUCAUUUAUCUCAAGAAUGCUCAAGAAAACACCAUCAAAAUCCAAGCUUUUCUCAACCAUGUCAUCAACAGUACCAUCCUCUGUUUUAACAGAGUCCAUGGAACAACCUGAGGCAGAACUUGAAGCUGUCUCUCAAGAAGAGAAGUUUGACUGGUAUGCACAGUGGUAUCCAGUAAUGCCAGUCUGUGACUUGGACAAGAGGGUGCCACAUGCAAAGACGGUGAUGGGACUUGAUUUGGUGGUGUGGUGGGAUAGGAAUGAGAGUGAAUGGAGGGUCUUUGAUGAUUCUUGUCCUCACAGGUUGGCACCAUUGUCUGAAGGAAGGAUUGACCAAUGGGGACGGUUGCAGUGUGUUUACCAUGGUUGGUGCUUCAAUGGCUCUGGUAACUGCAAGUUCAUCCCUCAAGCACCACCAGAUGGUCCUCCGGUCCACACAUCCAAGAAAGCAUGUGUUGCAGUUUAUCCAAGCACAGUGCAUCAUGACAUUGUAUGGUUUUGGCCUAACACCGAUCCGCAAUACAGAGACAUCAUUACCAAGAAACAGCCUCCUUUCAUCCCAGAAUUGGAUGAUCCAUCAUUUACCAAGACUAUAGGAAAUAGAGAUUUUCCUUAUGGAUAUGAUGUCUUGAUUGAAAAUCUGUUGGAUCCUGCACAUCUUCCCUAUGCUCAUUAUGGACUACUAAAUGCACUAAAACCACAAGUGAAGUCUGAUAGAGAAGGAGGCGGUCCAAUUGAUUUGAGUGUCAAGAAAAUAGAUAGUAAAGGUUUCCUUGAAAAUCAAGAUCACUUCGGUGAUACGAAAUUUAUUGCACCCUAUAUCUCUUAUGCUUCUAGCAGUCCUGGUGACGCACCAGAAAAGGUAAGCAUUUAUUACUGAUUUUACUUCUCUCAGCAUCUUCUUUGACAUGCAAAUUUCUUGGAUAAGCAGGGCUCGAUGCAAAAGAGAAUGGCCUAUGUUUUUAUUUGCAUACCAGUUAGUCCAGGAAGAAGCAGAUUGAUAUGGAUCUUUCCGAGAAACUUUGGACUUUGGAUAGAUAAAGUUGUCCCACGAUGGAUUUUUCAUCUGAAAUUUAACCUGGUUUUUGAUUCAGAUCUGUAUCUUCUUCACAUGCAGGAGCGCAAGUUCAUGGAUGUUGGCCCGGCAAACUGGCAAAAGGCUUGUUUUGUGCCAACAAAGUCUGAUGCCCUUCUGGUUAGUUACAGAAGAUGGUUUAACAAGUAUUCUGGAGGUCAAGUUGAUUGGAAGGGAAAGUACUGUGGGGCUCUUCCUCCAACUUCACCAAGAGAACAGCUGUUCGACAGGUACUGGUCCCAUGUGGUAAACUGUCGCAGUUGCAAUGCUGCAUACAAGGGUCUGAAUGCACUAGAGGUGAUUCUGCAGGUUGCUUCACUUGCUUUCAUCGGGGUUGCUGCGGCAACCAGGCAGAAUGCCAAUACAAUGGUAGUAAUGGCAGUAGUAUGCUUUGUUAGUUCAAGAUGGUUGGCUAGCUUCAUCUUCAAGAACUUCCACUACCAUGACUAUAAUCAUGCUUUUCUCUGAAUUCUGUUGAAAAUAUGGCCUGGUUGCAUGAUUUUCCAUGUCUGGGCAGAACUAUGGCUCUCACAUGUGCUGCUGUAGAAUAAACUUGACAGCUGAAUAAACUUUAGCUCAGUGUAGAGUUUUCUUGAGAUUGGGGUUUGGGUUUGGGCAUCAAGUCCUUGUAAGGUAUUUUCUACAGACACUGAAUGUUACAUUUCUCGUCUUCCUUUAUUGUGUUCGAGGC